CCUUAACGAUCUUUGCCAUUUUAAUGUGAUAAGUCAACAAAGAUGGAGGUUCCGCUAGAGCAGCAAAUGAAUGAAAUCAUGUCCCAGCCGGGCGUGACGGGUGUACUGUGCACAGACAAGCAGGGACUGGCCUUAGCCUCCCAGGGCAACCUAAAGCCGGAGGUGGCUGGUCUGGUUGCAGGCCUGGCUAGCAAGGCCACCAAACUCAGACAUGGAACUGGAGCUGAUGACAUCCCAGUGGUCUCCGUGGAGAGUGAUGCAGGUAAUCUACUGAUAAGAUCUCACGGGAACUCUACCCUCGCUAUUCACAAAGUAUAGAGAAAACUCAUGCUCUAAAUUAUUGGGACGUUGUGAUGUGUUUUUAUGAUUUAUUUGUACCAGGUGCAUAAAAUUAUUGUGCAAAAAAUGUUUGUUAGGUAAA
Molecule: messenger RNA, 421 nt
Organism: Halichondria panicea
Lineage: Eukaryota; Metazoa; Porifera; Demospongiae; Suberitida; Halichondriidae
Product: ragulator complex protein LAMTOR5-like
Exons: 4
Coding region: 43-318 (91 amino acids)
Biological process (GO): cellular response to amino acid stimulus; positive regulation of TORC1 signaling
Cellular component (GO): cytoplasm; lysosome; Ragulator complex
Molecular function (GO): guanyl-nucleotide exchange factor activity
Source: RefSeq, a predicted model, not a curated record